Messenger RNA from Ornithodoros turicata, 1772 nucleotides. Its product is annotated as heparanase-like. Gene Ontology annotation, molecular function: hydrolase activity, acting on glycosyl bonds. Gene Ontology annotation, cellular component: membrane; extracellular matrix. The transcript has 9 exons. Bases 63 to 1670 code for a protein of 535 amino acids. The record is from RefSeq and is a predicted model, not a curated record. Lineage: Eukaryota; Metazoa; Arthropoda; Arachnida; Ixodida; Argasidae.
GGAAGAAGAAGAAGAAGGAGAACGCUCUAACACUGUUCUCCUCGUCCCCUUUUGGAACCAUCAUGCCUGACGAGGAGAACCCAGCAGAAUCUGAGCGCGCAGCGGAGCUUACCGAGCUCUGCUACUUUACGCUCUUCUUCCUGUGCCUAGGAACUCUGGCGCUGUCCUGCUACGCCUUCUACCUGUACAACGCCGUGCCUGCAGUGUCCGCGCAGUCCGAGGUGUACUUCGACGCGCCCAACACGCAGUGGAAGCUUUACACCAUCACCGUGGACACCCAGGGGCCCGUGCACAUUGUCGACGACAAGUUUGUCUCCUUCAACUUAGACUCUGCCGUCUUUUCCCGGAGAUGGGACUGGGAGGAGCUGAACCUCGAAGCCAAAGAACUGGUGACUAUAUGCCGACCUCUUGCUCCUGCUGUGCUUCGUGUAGGCGGACAGACCAGCAAUUACAUCCUGUUCACCGAAAAGAACCGCACCAGCCCUUCCGGGGCACAGGACUGGAAAGAAAACCUUGGCCUUGACCGUGGCAAUAAGGUCGUCAUGGUAUAUGGCGACGACUGGAUUAAACUGAACAAAUUCGUAACCGACGUCGGAUUCGAUCUGCUGUUCAGUCUGAAUGGGCUGAACAGAAAGAGCGGCGGGUGGGACACUUCGAACGCUGUGCGCCUGCUUCGUUUUACAGAUUCCAUGAAGUAUUCGGUACACUGGCAGCUCGGGAGCGAACUCGAGAAAAGCGGCUUGGUGCGACCGGACGAACUGGCACGGGAUUACAGCGCCCUUCGGCACCUUCUACUCUUCUGGCCGACAAACAGCAAGCUCGUUGGUCCCGACAUAAAAGAUACUUCGUUCGAAGCGCUUGCAUUUCUUGAUAGUUUCCUGGAAGAAGGACAUACCAGCCUAGACGCUAUAACGUUCCACCACUUCUACCUUAACGACCAGUACGGUACGCCUCGUGACCUGCUCCAGGGAAACGUCUUGCGUGGCUUGAAGUCCAGCGUCCAGCGAGUAGCAGGGGUAUUGAAAAGGAACGCACUUCGGAAAUCUAUUUGGAUUACAGAAGAAGCCUCAGCAGCUGGAGAUGGGCUCCUUGCGGUUUCGGACUCCUACGCUUCGGCCCUCUUGUGGCUCGACACGUUGGGCAUGGCAGCCCGAUUGGGUGUAGAUAUUGUUAUCCGACAAGCGCUCCUCGGAAGCAGCAACCGACUUCUCACCAGUGACUUCCGGCCUUUGCCUGGCUACUGGGUGAGCCUUCUUCACAAGAAGCUCGUUGGACCUAGAGUGCUAGAGCUGAAAAUCGACCCAGAUGAUGAAGGUGUGAGAAUCUAUGCUCACUGUCUACGAGAUGGCGCUCUACGUCCUCACAAAGGCUCCGUUCUGCUGUUCGGCCUCAACGUCGGGAACACGACAGUAGAACUUCAUCCGAAGAACGUGGAGCUUCGAACAAACCGACGUUUGCACUACGUCCUUAGUCCAGCUGGUCGAGAGGGACUUCUGUCGGAAGACAUCACACUGAAUGGGCAACUUCUGCGCGUGGGCGAGGAACUUCGUUUCCCAGAUAUCAUGCCCGACGUUCGACUUCCAGACCACAAGAUCCUGCUCAGGCCUAAUACCAUGGGGUUCUUUGUGUUCGAGAACUUUCAGGCGCCAGCUUGCACUGCCACCUACUAGCUCUACAACUGCGAAGUAACGUUGCCGGUGUAUUAAACGCUGGUGCCGUCGUCUUGAGUGCCCACAACAAAGGGUUUACAAGCGUGAAGUACUGCGAAUUAC